Psylliodes chrysocephalus is the source of this 2121-nucleotide messenger RNA. The record is from the annotation of a GenBank genome assembly. Lineage: Eukaryota; Metazoa; Arthropoda; Insecta; Coleoptera; Chrysomelidae.
CGCACGACCAGUUGUGAAUAGCGUCUACGAGAUCAUGCAAGGCGGUGUGUUUUUCUACAAAAAUCUGCUGUUGUAAUAUCUCACAGAUGCUGUUCAUAAUGAGAUUAAUCUCGUCUCUAAAUUGGUGUUCUUAUAAAAAUUUAGUGAAUUCCAGUUACCAUUAUCAGACUGUGUAUCAUUCCGAAAAGUAUUAAACGUAUUUUUCGAGAAUUACGCGUAUAUAAUUAUUAGUGUCACGGUCCCCUUCUCCCCCUCGCGUUCGGCGCCAGAGUUCCACGAAAAUUCGGUAGAUCAACGAAACGUGUGUGUAUUUUCAUUCGGUGGGUUUACCUACUGAGCCACUAUCGUGACGUAGACGGAAAGUGGGAGGAGACACGAACCUUUGGAUAUUUAUUUACCGUUGUCAGUGCGAAAAUUAACGUCAGUUCUAAGCGGUUGUCGCAAGAAGAGCGCAAGUUAGCUACAGAAGCAGAAGGUUUAACUUUUCUUUUGUUUUCUUGGUCGUUACCAUUGUAUGGAGCGUGAUAUACAGCCGUUAAAGUCUUUGUGUACAGCUGAUCAAAAUGCAGCUGGGCACAAGUCUAAUGGGAACGCGGCUUUCGCUGGCCCCCUCUUGCCUAUCGGCGAAACGAGUUCUAAAUCCCUGGAACCAAUGGUCGGCCGCUGGGGCUGCGAAUGGCCAAGUUGACUCGAAACCCAGAAUGCUUGGUCUAAAGAUGGACCCGUCCUAGGGUCGAAUGAGCCCGCCUACGGGGCUCACGGGGAUGUCUUAACCAACCAGUACCGCUUCGGCGCCGCCACUGCGACGAGCAGCGACACGUUGGCGCAGCUCAUCGACGAUGAGCAGGACGACGGCGUGUGGCCUCUAGAACACCCCCUGCCCCUGCCGUGCUGGGACGAGGAGUACGCCGUACCCUACAGGGUGAAGAACGUCAGGGAGUACGAGACGUUGGCGUGCGAAAUCGAGAUGCAUCUGCGCAAGGUGUUGGAAGAGCACAAUUAUGAUACCAUCGGCAACUUUUUGAAGUUCUACGAUAGUUUCAAGAAGAGCAGCAUGGAUAACUUACUUGAGUUUUUCCACUUAUAUUCUCCUCCAAUAACAUCGGAGCAUUACACAUGCGUGGGACUGGCCUUCGAAUUGUGGAACCGUUUGCUGAUCAAGCUGGAAUCCAAAUAUCCGGGUAUCGGCAAUCACAUUUUCGUCGUAUCCUGCGAAGAGGACGUCGACAGUCCCGUGGGAUACACGAAUUCCUGCGGCUUCGAUCCCAGCAGCGUGCCGCAUAAUUUGGAAAAGGAGCACGUCCUGAUGUGUUUGAAGGUGGAAUUUUCUGGAAGGACGGCCGUUAUGCUGUGCGAUCCGGGUUAUCAUGUCGCUAGGGUGGUUACUGUUAUGGCUGACGGGGCUUAUCCACAUACCGGAUGGUUCAUUCAAUCCGAGGAAAACGACAUACGCAAGGAGUACAACUACCAGCUGACCCCAAACAACAGGCACUUCGUGGAAUGGAACGAAAGAACGACCCGUAAGGGUAAAGAAGAAAAUUUCGUGGGCGUCAUCUACGUCGGCAGGCCGUACUUGACGGCCGUCGACGUCACGGAACGUAGAAAUCUGGUGUACGGAUUCAGGAGCUUGCUGUCGCGAGACCAAAAAGGCGAGUUAAUUGCCGGCGUCUACUUCAAACUGUUGAUGAACGGCGAUGAAUUCACCAUAUUUUACCAAAAUAUGGGCAAGCAGCGGAUUAAAGUCAAGUUUUCUGACAUCAUGAAACCGGAGAUCGAUAAAGGAUUAAUGGAAAAGUUAUCGAUAUGCAAUGAACAACUGAACCUACCGGAAAACAAAUUGUUGACCAUCAUCAGGAACGCCGGCGGGGUGCUUAGAGACGCGAAGUUCCUUUUGCAAUUGUCUGACAUCGAUCGGUGCAUCAAUCUACUUUCAGCCAACAAUUGAUCGACCUUCAAAAUUUGUUUAUUUAGCUUUAGCUGCUUCGUUUUAUACUUUGUCAUUGUUUCUUUCAGCUUAUUUCUAGAAUAGUGUUAAUCAAGCUUUAAGUGCAAUUACUUAUAUAUUUUUUAUUUGCGUAAUUUUGUUCCUUUAAUGUUUAAUAUACUUUUGGUCGUAGAUAU